Pocillopora meandrina is the source of this 1101-nucleotide messenger RNA. The record is from the annotation of a GenBank genome assembly. Lineage: Eukaryota; Metazoa; Cnidaria; Anthozoa; Scleractinia; Pocilloporidae.
AUGUUUAAUAAAUAUCAGUCAUCUUGGUCUCUAUUUGAUAGGGCAGAUGGAGGUUGUCGCCACAUAGCUGCAGCACUGUUUGAUCUGGAAGCAAGCGUACGAUUCAAUGAUCUCCAGUCAUGUACAUCAAGACAAUGCAUGUGGAAAAAGAAAGGAAAGAGAAAUGAGGGAAGUUUGCCUAUUCAGGAGCUACAAACAAAUAGUGGUGGCUAUGGUGUGACAGUAAAAGACUCUGCAAAGCCAAGAGAUUUUAAUCCACUUUGUAUUCCUUAUGACCCAGCUGAAUUAGAACAACAGUUCAAAGCUGGGUUGCUGGAAACAUUCCCAGGUUCUUCAGCUCUCCCUUUCUUACAUUCAGCUGAAGAACCAGGGCAAACAGAGGAAGAAAUCAGGGCUUUGAUAAGUGAUGAUUUAAAUGUCAGUAAACAAGAAAGUGUUCAAAGUGUUGAUGUUUAUUCAAUGAGUGAUUACGCUAAAGUGUUUGUUUCUGUUAAUAUUGAAAAAGUGACACCUACAGUCUCUACAGAACUUGCAACUGAGUUCCUUGAGUCUAUUUCAUUUAAUGAAGAGCAAGCAGAAAUGAUCAACAAAAAGACUGUCAAUCAAUCCCAGUCCCAAUUUUGGUUUGAUCAAAGGGCAGGAAGAAUUACAGCUUCCUCAUUUUACACCGUGUGCCACCUCAGAGAGAGCACAGACAAGAGAAACACUGUGAAGCAUCUUAUGAAUUACUGUCCAAUUGCCGAAGAUGCAAUGCCAAAACAGUUAACAUGGGGUCAUGAAAAGCAAAAGAAAGCACUUGAUCUCUACAUUAAAAAACAAAAGAGAAACCAUGAGAAGUUGUCAAUAAAAAACAGUGGACUAAUAGUAAACACACUAUGGCCCUGCUUGGGAGCCAGUCCUGAUGGUGUCAGGAUUUGUGAGUGCUGUCAGAAGAAGUUAAUUGAAAUUAAGAGCAUGUAUGCAAAAAGAAAUCUCCCUCCACAGGUUGCAGCUGAGGAGAAGCUCGUGUUUGUUGGUGACAAAUAUAUACUAAAAAAAGGAAAAAAAAUGGAACUAUCAAAUUCAGGGUCUGAUGGGAAUAACAGGGAUUCAUUGCUGUGA